AUGGCAAACCCCUGGCAGUUUGGUGAAAUCUCCAAGGAUGCUGCCGAUGAGCUGUUGCAAAAAGAUGGCUUGGAGGAUGGCAAGUUUUUGGUUCGCAUUCGACCGGGACACCCAGAAGACUACGUCCUAGCCGUCGUGUUCAAGGGCCGUCCGACGCACCACCUGGUGCAAAAGGGGGUUGAUGGCAUGUUCACGGUCAACAAAAAGAGUUUUGGCCCAGCACGCAGUAUCAGUGAGGUGGUGGCCCUAUUCCAAACGGAUACACUUCCACCCAAUUGGCCAGUCAAACUGGCUUCCUUUGUCCGCAACCCCAAUCUAGCGACCCCGUCGAGUGCGCCGGCACCCGCGGCGGGUGGCACUGAAGCCAACGAUGCGGCAGGUGAACUGAUCAUGGCACAUCCCGAAGUAGUGGAUGGGCUCUUUUUCGUGCGGGGUCGGGGGGCCGAUCGUCCUGGCGAGUACGUUAUUACAGUCGUGUACAAAGGCAAGCCGACGCAACAUUUGGUGCGCCAGAGUAGCAAGGGGGAGGAGUACACCGUCAAUGGCAAGGCGUGCACCGAUUGCACAACUUUGGGUCAGGUGGUCAAGUUUUUGCGCUCGGCCCAUCCAUUUUGGCCCGUACCUCUGAAGGACCACGUCCCCGCUCAGGGACGUAGCCGCAGUGACUCGGUCAAGAGCACGGGCUCGGCUCAGGGCUCAGCGUCGACAACUCCAGUUGCGGCUGCGGCGCCUCUUGCUGAUGCAGCCCGUCGUGAGGCUGAGGACAAGGCUCGCCGCGAGGCCGAGGACAAGGCCCGUCGUGAGGUCGAGGGCAAGGCCCGUCGUGAGGCCGAGGACAAGGCCCGUCGCGAGGCCGAGGACAAGGCCCGUCGCGAGGCCGAGGACAAGGCCCGUCGUGAGGCCGAGGACAAGGCCCGACGCGAGGCCGAAGAAUCAGUGGAGCAACAGCGCCGCGCUCAUGAGAGUAAAGUGGCAGCUGCUGAAGCAGAGGCCCGUCGCAAGGCAGAUGAGGAAUCUCGGAUCCUUCGGCAGCAAGAAGCUGAGGCCGAGGCGGCGCGAGAGCGAAAGCUACAGGGUGAGGCAGAAGCAGAGCGCCGUGCCGAGGCCACACGUCGCCAGCAAGAGGCCCGCCAGCAAGAGGCCCGCCAGCAACAACAACAACAACAACAACAACAACAAGCAGAAACAGAUGAGGCACCCCCUCCCAAAAUGCUGUCCGAAGCGACGAGAGCCAAUGCCCGCCACUUGUCUCGUCAUAACUUGGCAAACCUUAUGCGCUCGGAUACGCCCCUGUCCAACAAUGACGAUGUAGCUUCAGAACUAGAGAUCAACAAGCCUCGAGCCAUGCCCAACGGGCGGGAGGUGACGCUUAUGAUAUCGCGGCCCAACCGCAUGGUUGCCUUUGGCUUCACCGUCUCGUCAAUGUGGCGCGUUGAUGCCCCCGACGACGAGUACGGGCGCUACAACAUUAUCAAAAUGAUUGAGCCCGGUUCGCCCGCCGAGACUGGCAAGCUGGAGGUGGAAGACAUUAUCAAAACCAUCGAUGGCAUGGAUGUGUCACACUGUGAUAUCAACGAGCUCAAAGCCAUUGUGCGCGAGCGGGAGCUCAAGUUUGAAGUCGUGGUGGUUCGCCCAGACCUGCAAAUCUUUCGCAAGCGACAGGACAUGUGUCGCAAGAAGGAUGCCUCGCUACUGAAAAAGUCCAAGGGCAAGAACGCCGUGCGCGCAAGUCAGAAGGCCAAAACCCGCCUUUCACGACAGGGCGAGUGCUGCGGUGGCAUGUGGUGUCAUCAUGAAAGCAGUCAAGCCAAACGCGAGGCGGAGGAGCAACAAAUUCUCAACUCCUGGAUCAGCGUCAAGCAGCGCUUGGCAGGCAAGCCUCAGGCGGUUCUCUUGGGCACUCAGGAGGUGUCUCGCGUUUGA
This is a messenger RNA of Monosiga brevicollis MX1, 1923 nucleotides long. RefSeq lists its product as uncharacterized. Lineage: Eukaryota; Choanoflagellata; Craspedida; Salpingoecidae. Gene Ontology annotation, molecular function: phosphotyrosine residue binding. The transcript is spliced from 9 exons. The coding region runs from base 1 to 1923 and encodes 640 amino acids. The record is from RefSeq and is a predicted model, not a curated record.